CUUGAUCCUAAUCCUUUUAUAAUCACUCUUUUCCUAUAUAAACUCCAUCUAAUCACCUCUCAUCUUCUAUAUUCACAUUCUUCCUUCUUACUACGCUAUUAAAAUCAAUUCGCUCUUUUUUCUCUCACAACGAUCCCAAACCAAUGGCCUCCAACGCUUCCCUCCUCCCCGCCACCGGCUCCGGUCUCAUCGUCAGCUUUGGCGAGAUGCUCAUUGACUUCGUUCCAACCGCUUCCGGCGUCUCCCUUGCAGAAGCACCUGGCUUUCUCAAAGCUCCCGGUGGCGCACCCGCUAACGUUGCGAUCGCUGUUUCACGACUCGGUGGUAAAUCAGCCUUCGUCGGAAAACUCGGUGAUGAUGAAUUCGGUCACAUGCUCGCCGGGAUCUUGAAAGAAAACAACGUGAGAGGGGAUGGUAUCAACUUUGACAAAGGCGCUCGUACUGCACUCGCGUUUGUUACUCUACGCGCCGAUGGAGAGCGUGAGUUCAUGUUUUACAGAAAUCCGAGUGCUGACAUGCUUCUUACUCCUGAAGAUCUCAAUCUUGAACUCAUCAGAUCUGCAAAAGUAUUCCAUUAUGGAUCGAUAAGUUUGAUUGUGGAGCCAUGCAGAUCAGCACAUCUGAAGGCAAUGGAAGUUGCCAAGGAUGCUGGGUGCCUUCUCUCUUAUGAUCCAAACCUUAGGUUACCUUUGUGGCCUUCACCAGAGGAAGCCCGUAAGCAAAUUCUGAGUAUAUGGGACAAGGCUGAUCUCAUCAAGGUCAGUGAUGUGGAGCUGGAAUUUUUAACUGGAAGUGAUAAAAUUGAUGAUGCUUCUGCUCUCUCCCUGUGGCACCCCAAUUUGAAGUUACUUCUUGUAACUCUUGGUGAAAAUGGUUCCAGAUAUUAUACCAAGAAUUUCAAAGGAUCAGUAGAUGCUUUCCAUGUCAACACUGUUGAUACAACUGGUGCUGGUGAUUCCUUCGUUGGAGCUCUGUUGGGCAAGAUUGUAGAUGAUCAAUCUAUACUUGAAGAUGAAGCAAGGUUAAGGGAAGUACUUAAGUUUGCAAAUGCAUGUGGAGCAAUUACUACUACCAAAAAGGGAGCAAUUCCAGCUCUUCCAACAGAAGCUGAUGUCCUUAGCCUGAUCAAUAAGGCAUAGAAAUUUAGUGCAAAUAUCGUUUUAGUUUUCUUUUUUAUAUAUUUUUUUUCACCGUUACAUCUUUCCGCCUGAGUUGCUUCUAUCAAUUUAAGUCGGUUUUUUUUUUAUCUCUUUGGUUUUCUUUGUUUAUUUUAUUUCCUUUCUGCGUAUCAACGGUAAUAUCAUAUGAUUUUGGUUUGCCAAACAAUGUUUUCUUCCAAAUUUUGUAACCAGUAGUUGAAUAAAGAUUUGAGUUGAGUCCACAUUGACUCGGCCAA
Molecule: messenger RNA, 1396 nt
Organism: Medicago truncatula (barrel medic)
Lineage: Eukaryota; Viridiplantae; Streptophyta; Magnoliopsida; Fabales; Fabaceae
Product: fructokinase-2
Exons: 4
Coding region: 144-1139 (331 amino acids)
Biological process (GO): fructose metabolic process
Cellular component (GO): cytosol
Molecular function (GO): fructokinase activity
Source: RefSeq, a predicted model, not a curated record